This is a messenger RNA of Pungitius pungitius (ninespine stickleback), 3765 nucleotides long. It is a transcript of the gene cdhr5a, whose product is annotated as cadherin-related family member 5a. Gene Ontology annotation, cellular component: adherens junction; membrane; catenin complex. Gene Ontology annotation, molecular function: calcium ion binding; cadherin binding. Bases 720 to 2813 code for a protein of 697 amino acids. The record is from RefSeq and is a predicted model, not a curated record. Gene Ontology annotation, biological process: cell-cell junction assembly; adherens junction organization; cell morphogenesis. The transcript is spliced from 14 exons. Lineage: Eukaryota; Metazoa; Chordata; Actinopteri; Perciformes; Gasterosteidae.
GUCAAAAAGCAGGUGAACAUUCUGUUUGUUUACCUGAUGAGAGGAAAACAGACUGAUUGUUUAUCACUUUUAAAAAGGUAUUUUUCCGUUGUUAGCGCUGUUAGCUUCUAGCCACCAUGUUGAGAGGGGCCUGUGAACUCUUGUCCUCAUUUUCCUGCUCAGCCAGAGAUUUAAAGCACACAAUUUACUCUUCACUAACGGUAUCCUACAUGUUGUUGCUGCUGUUCAUUGAAUCCAUAUUAACAACAAGAGAUGCAUUUUAGACAAAGACGUGUUUUUAAAGCUACACCGACGCAUCUAAUGAAAAUGAUCAAAGUUAUCAGGAGUACAUUUGUCUGAGAUCGGAAGCUGGAGCUCGAGGUGUAAGAGGACGUCUGCAUUCAUUCACACCGCAAACCCUGAAGAGCAUCCAUCCGUGCGAGGAAUGUCUUCCUCCGCUGGACUCCUCCCAGAAUGCAUCGGGGCCCACCGAUACAACGACCCCGUCGGGCUAAAACAGAUGCAGGUAUUUUAGUAGGAGGCCUCGGGUCCUCCUGCUGGCAGGCGCUGAGUGCCGUAUGCGCCCGUCAGAUGAAGUCACAAACAUCGCGACUGUAGUCGACUCCCACUCGCCGGGCAGCACAGACGGGCCUUUAUGUGGACGAGUACCAGCUGGUACCACGGGCUCCUCGUCCUCCCACCGGGGGACCUCAUUCGCCGCUGCCCUCUGAAACCGGGACAUGGAACUGACACGGAGGAGACAACCCGCGGACGCUGUCCUCGGGUGCGUCCUCGCCGCCUGCCUCUGCGCGGCCUGUGGGGCAGAGAGACUGUGCACGGUGCCUCCGGGCCCCGUCACGGUGCCGGAGAACAACACGGCCGACGUGGAGCUGGUGAGGAUCGUCUCGGGGGCCGAGGUCGCGCUGAGGGUCACGGUCAACCCGGAGGACCUGUUCUACCUGAAAGGAAACGCCCUGAUGGUCAAGAAAGGACUGGACUUCGAGUCGUUGCACAGCGUGGCUCUGACCGUGUGGGUGCAGUGCAGCAAAGGAGGCUCCAGAUCUGUGAACGAGUCCGUUGAGGUUUUGGUCGAGAACGAGAACGACAACCCUCCGAACUUCGCCCAAAGCCACUACGUCCUGGAAGUGAACGAGCUCACUCCAGUGAACUCCAGCGUGGGGCUGAUAGAAGCAUCCGAUGUGGACUCCGAGCCGCUCUACUAUCGCUUGGAGCCAGCAACGGAUAAAUACUUCCGUCUGGAAAACAUCAACACUCCAAAGAUAAUUGUGAAGAGCAUCCUGGACUACGACGUCGUGCAGAAGAUCUCCCUGGUUCUACACGUGCAGGACACGCUGGACGGCUCGGCCUCUGACCGGCCUUUCUUCACGUCCGUGGCCACCAUCACGGUGCAGGUGAGGGACGUGGACAACCGGCCUCCCUGGUUCCAGCCGUGUCUGAGGACCAGCUCGGGCAUCGCAAAGCUGUGCGUGAGCACCGGCUACAGAGGCAAAGUCAAUCUCACCGAGAAGGAGGACGGGCCGUUGGUGCUGGAGCCCGGUCCGGUGUUCGCCAAGGACGGAGACAAGAACCGCAGCGAGCAGAUCGUCUACAGAAUCCUUCGAGGAAAUGAGGGAAAUAUUUUCCAGAUUGACGAGGAGACGGGAAACAUCUCGAUGGCUAAAGCCGCCGACAUCGUCGGCCCAAUAACUCUCACUGUUCUGGCGUCGCAGGUCACCAACAGAGAUCAGUUCUCGGUGACGCAGGUGACCUUUGACGUGAUGAAGAAGAGCCGAAACCCUCCUCGCUUCGAGAAGGAGCGGUACGAAGGGUUCAUCUACAGCAACUCCGUCCCCGAGAGCAUGAUCCUCCGGGACCGGAGCACCAACCGGCCCUUCAGGGUCCGGGCUCGGGACGAGGAUUUCGCCGCCGGCGCCAAUCCAGAUCUGAAGUACGAGGUCCAGUACAGCAGCUACGUCAACGUGACCUCGGACGGGUUCGUGGUCCUGAAGAGAGUCGUGAAGACGGAGUCCUUCGCGCUUCAGCUGAGAGCCGUGGACGCGACCACGGGGGAGUUUGGGACUGCAGCACUCUCUGUUCAGGUCAUACCAGCGGUGGCCACGCCGUCCCCCUCCAGCGUGGGCUUCCGGCCGGGCGACAUGGCGCUGCUGGGGCUGGUCAUGGCGGCGCUGCUGGUGCUCUGCCUCAUCGUGAUCGGCUUCCUGGUCUCCCGCCUGUGGAAGGGGAACGCCGGCGUGGACAAGAUAUGCGAUUGCCUGGGCCCCUGCCUGAAGUCGGCCCGGUCCGGCCACCGGGACUCUCUGCAGUACACCAACGACGGCUUCCAGACCGAGGGCGACCCGAGCCGCGGGGGGGGCGGCAGGCGCCUGACAAACGGCCCGCCCGGGCGGGGCGCCUUCCCUCAGGCGCGAGGCCGGGUCCUCCCCAUGGAGAGGCGGGGUCGCCAGUGCUCCUCCUGCGGCGUCCACACCAACCACGUCGCCAAGGGGAGCCCCUCGCCCCGCAGGCUCGGUGGGGACGGGGGCGAGGAGUACGCCAAGCGGGUCGCCCUGAACCGGCAGAGGAGGAAGGAGGGCCAGAAGACGGUGUGGUUCAAGGAGAGCGAGGACUCCUCCGACAUCGAGGUGGAGAUCAUCCCGGACACCGUGAGCCCGGUGGAGGAGGAGACGGAGGAGGAGCUGGGUAUGGAGGGCGUGGUCAGGGACCCGGCGGCGCCGCUCAGAGAGCCCGAGGAGGUCCGGAGCGCGGAGGAGCGGGACCAUGGGAACGCCGGCUCGGGAAAAGAGAAGGGAGGCCAGGAGGAGGAGGAGGGCUGACGGAGGUCAGAGGUCAAACUCCAGUUGGAGAACGAAACUGAGCCGUUUUGUCUUGUCGAAUCGGAGACAGCGGCGUGCGGCAGGGAGGUCUCAGAGGUCCAGGACCACCCUUCCAACCCCUCUGGAUAGCUGCCAGAACCUCAAGAGCACACUGAAAGGUCCAAGAAGACACUUCUCCAGGCUUUAGAAAAUGCUUAAAACACACACUUCAGUACCAACACACACACAAACACAAGCACUCACAGAUUAGGGGUCUCCUCAUCUUCCCAAAGAGGAAAACUCCAACUCGGGUGGAAAAGUUUCCUUUUUUUUUUUUUUAAGACUGGAACGCUCGUUGGACGUCUCUGCAGAAACGUCCUCACGUUUCAAUCAGGGACCUCGAUGGUCAGAACUACUGAAGCCUGAGGGAAAAAAAAGCCGGUCCAUGAGUCACUUUCACAGAAAGGUUUACAUGAUGCACAUCAGGGCUGCAAAUAACUUCUCACCAGCAAUUCAUCUGCAGAUUAACUCUAUUAAUUAAGUCAUUGUUUGAACGUGACUUCACGUAAGACCCCCCCCCCGGAGUUAAUCAUUUGACACUUUACAGGGUACUUAUGUCAUUGAUCAAAACAAGUUCCUGUUUAUCAUGGAACACUCUGUUUUUAACUCUAAUACUGAAAUACUUUUAGCGAUCUGUUACUAAGUUUGAAUGACUGGUUAUUAGUCCAGAAGUUAAUUGGAGCCUAAAGCAGAAGCUCCUAACGACUUAUUAUCUAUGAGUCACUACAGGAUUUAUUAACCAUUAAUAAACCCAUACGUUUUUUUGGUUUAUAAAGUGGUGACAAAGAUGUUAUUGUAACAUUUGAUGAAAUAUUGAUUUAUGUGGCAUUUCAUUUCAUUUGUUGAGAAGAGAACUUCCCUUCUGCUCAUUUUGUGUGUUUAAGGGAGUUCAGGACAUUUACAGUGUAUAUUU